UGUGUCAUUAUUUAAAUAAAAUAUAAAAUGAGUGAAGAAUUAAAUAGCAACGUUAAAGAAAUGAGACAGUUGUAUUCUAUGUUCCACCAAGAAUAUACUAUAAUGGCAGAGUAUCGUAUGCUCCAAACUGAAAACUUGCAAGGUAUUUACGUUAUACCUUCAUAUGAAAACUCACUCAUAUGGUUCGGUGUAAUCUUUGUUAGAACUGGCCAUUAUGAAGGAGGUGUUUUUAGAUUUACAUUGGCUUUACCAGAUAAGUUUCCAGAUGAUGAUCUUCCUGUUGUAACAUUUGUAUCAAACCUGUAUCAUCCAGCUGUGGAGCCUAAUACUGGAAUUCUACAUUUAAAUGAAGUUUUUCCACAAUGGGACAGGAAGCGCAACCAUGUUUGGCAGCUUUUAAAAUACAUAUACUGGAUAUUUCAUAACUUGAAUAUUAAAGUGCCAGCAAAUGUAGAAGCUUCAGUUGUAUACAAAACUAACAGAAAAGCAUUUAUAGACAAAGUGAAAGAAUGUGUAGCAUCAAGUAUUGAUCACAUUUAUGAUGAUCCCCCUAUAGAUGACAAACAUUACAUAACUUUUAAACCAUAUGAUCCAGAGGUUCAUGACACUGCCAAAAAUGUAAUGCUCAGACCACCGAAACCAAAUGAAGGACUUUCACAAGGAAUAUCUUGGGUACAGCCAGGGUCAUACCAACCUUUUUCUAAAGAGGAAACAACAUGAGCAAGUAGUAUUAAUGGAUAUAAUAUUUAUUUAUUUUGCCAUAUAAGGUAUCUGUGAUAAUAAUAAUUCAAAAUAAUAUUUUUCAUG
Molecule: messenger RNA, 807 nt
Organism: Achroia grisella
Lineage: Eukaryota; Metazoa; Arthropoda; Insecta; Lepidoptera; Pyralidae
Product: protein crossbronx homolog
Exons: 5
Coding region: 28-720 (230 amino acids)
Source: RefSeq, a predicted model, not a curated record